AUGCGAAUUAAAGAGUGUAUUGCUCGAGUUAAAGAGUUAGAGGCUCGAAUGGACAGUUUAAUUACUGAUUUGAAGCAAAAGUAUAACUUUGAGAUAGGUGAUCGUUUGGUAGAUUCUCAAAAUUAUCCUAGAAAUGACAUUGAUAUCUAUCCCAUCACUAAAAUACUAGCAGAAUUAAAGAGUAUUCGCUAUGAAUGGCUGCCACUAAGAAAGGCAUUGGAAGAAGAGAUUCUGAAUAAUCAGUCUGAUACCGAAUGA
Nematocida homosporus is the source of this 258-nucleotide messenger RNA. RefSeq lists its product as uncharacterized. Bases 1 to 258 code for a protein of 85 amino acids. The record is from RefSeq and is a predicted model, not a curated record. The transcript has a single exon. NCBI's taxonomy places the organism in Eukaryota, Fungi, Microsporidia.